This is a messenger RNA of Capronia epimyces CBS 606.96, 2238 nucleotides long. RefSeq lists its product as uncharacterized. The coding region runs from base 1 to 2238 and encodes 745 amino acids. The record is from RefSeq and is a predicted model, not a curated record. Gene Ontology annotation, biological process: proteolysis. Lineage: Eukaryota; Fungi; Ascomycota; Eurotiomycetes; Chaetothyriales; Herpotrichiellaceae. Gene Ontology annotation, molecular function: serine-type endopeptidase activity. The transcript is spliced from 4 exons.
AUGGACAACGACACUGGUUCCCGAAGCCUGCUGCAAUCCGUGCUUGGAUUCUUCACCUGGAAACAACCGCCAAUUUUGGCAAAGCCGGCGUUAGUGAGAUCACAGAAACGCGAGGACUGGCUACGGACGGCUGCAUUUCUGCCGCACGAUGAUCCUAGCGAGGCUGACCCAGAGAGCGUUAGAAGGACUCUGUGUGAAUGUGAACACCUUGUUCAAGACGACUCCGACUCUGAUCGAGAGAUGGAUUUCGAGCAGAGCUUCCAACAACCCGAACAUGAGCAGUAUCCGACGCUCUGCCGCAUGAUCGAGAAUCCGAACCGCGAUCCACAUGCCCCUGUCACUCGCAGUGGUAAACGGAAACCAGAAUACGACGAUGUCAUUCAGGAACUUUCGCAUUUGGAACACAAGAGAAAGAAGCACCGAGUUCUGCCUCGUGAAGAGCCUCGUGAAAAGCCUCGUGAAAAGCCGACUGAUGGGCCCAAUCUCGAAGACCGCGAUGCCAAAUUCGCUCUGCUGAUGAGGAGAUAUCUGGUGUCCUUGGACAAUGCGCUGCGAAGACACUGGGUUUGCGUUUGCCAGAAGUGCUCGGGGUUAAGCGUGAGACUGUCGCUGCCACAACACAAAAAGGAUCUCGAGGCUGAGGCGAGUUUCGAAGUAUUCUUCGGCGUGCGGGCCGUACCUGCAACCGCAUUGCAAGAAGCUAAAAUCACGGUCAAAGACCUACGCAACAGCACAUUGAGGCGCUCAUCUGAGCAUGUAAUUAGCAGCCCACCCGAAAUUGCCCACAUAUGCCAGAGCAUCACAGAGUCCGUCGGUGAGCGAAAUUGCUUGCAUUUCGCUCUCGAGGAUGGGGUAUUUCAGAGGCUUCGCCCGCAACCGAAGUCAUUUGGUAGUGACCGAAUAUCUCGGACGGUAUCCUUGUCGGCAUUGUUCAACCGCCAGCAAGAACUACUUGGUGGUGCACCGAUACUGUCACGCAAGGGAAAGGAGGUGUUGGCUGUUACACUGGCUUCAGCACUCCUUCCCUUCUUGGAGACACCGUGGCUGCAGUUUUCCUUCAAUCACUCAAUGAUCCAGUUUUUCGAGCCACGGCAGGAUGGAGAACUCCCCGAUAUCACGAAACCUUUCCUGACUCUGGAGCACGUUCCAGCCACCUCAGCCCGCAGUACGCACACCGGAGACAGCUCUGGCGCCUCGAAACACAUGGUGCAUCACAACGCCAGUGUGCUAGCGCUAGGCAUACUCUUGUGCGAGCUUCAUUUUUGCACACCUGUCCAGCUGAUGGCAAAGAACCCGCAAGUCGCCAGGAACGUCAAUGAUGAUUUUUACACCUGUUGCGAUUUGCUUCCGACUCUGGAAGCCGACACUGAUGCGGAGUACUAUCUCGCUACGAAGGCAUGCCUUCUUGAGGAGUACUAUCCCAAUGGACAGUACACUGACUUCGAGGAUGUCAAUGUUCAGCGGUUGUUCUACCAAAACGUCGUCAAACGACUUGAGGCCGUGAUAUUCAACACAUACGGCAUUCGAAUAGAGAAUUUGGGUUUAUUCGAUUCUCGACAGAAUGAAUCCUAUUGGGGCCCUAGCGGUCGAGAAUUUGUCCGCCUUCAUACAAGCAAGGUCGAAGUCUCUAAUGAAAACAAUACAGCAAGGGCAAGUCCGUAUCGUCCAAUUUCUGACACCACGGCCGUGAGCUACGCACCCCUCCACUCAAAUCUCGUGCUACGGAUGUCGGCCCAACCUUCUUCGGGAUCGCAAGCCCACGGACACCUCGCUGAGCGUUCAGAGAAGCGCUUGUACUUUUUUGAUGCAAGCCACCAGACGCGUCCUGAAGAAGAGAACUCACUCUCGGAAAGCUGGAUGGAAAAUCUGCUGUCCUCGAUCCAUCCCUAUAUUGACCUUGAUUUCGACCUUGAUUUCGACCUUGCCGGACCGGUUCGAGUAGCGAUUUUGGACUCUGGACUCGAUCCUGAAAAUCCAUCUCUGAUCGAGGACCAAAAACUAGACAAUCCACGAAUCAAGGAAGCGCGAAGUUUUGUACAUGGAACAGAAUCGCACGACAUUCGAGACGAGAUAGGGCACGGUACUCAUGCUCUUGGUCUCCUUCUCAAAGUUGCCCCGUGCGCCGAGAUCUAUGUCGCCAGAAUUGCGCGACGAGAAACUCUCGAUCCCAAUACCUACGAUGACAUUGCAAAGGCAAGCCUGUCUCUUUACCAGAGCUGCCUUUUUGGACUAAGCUAA